AUGGGUGCCCAUGGGGCGCCUGCCGCAGCUUGCUUCACUUGGGUCUUGUUCUAUGCGGUGCAGGCGGAGACAGAUCCAAGCAGGCGCCUCGCGGAAGCAGACUGGGCACGGGGACUCUGCAGCCGGACUUCCGUGGGAUUCUAUGCAGGAACUGCACGCAGCUUCGAGAAACUUUUGCCUUCGAGGGUCUUGAAGAAAUGCAAGACGCAGGCACCCUCCAAGGGCUCUUGGAUCUGGAAGGGCCGGAACUGGUGCUGGGAGGCGGUGAAGCGCCACGCCUGCUACGGGCAUCACUCCUGGGAGGAUGCGCAAAGUCAGGCGGCAGCAGACAAGGAAGCUCCGGACCUUGACGACACGCCUUUCCCUGCGCUGCAGGACGCCGAGCGCUGUGAUCUGCCAGAAUUGGGCGCUUCGCUUGUGCCGGAUCCGCCGCCUGAAGGGCCUGUGCUCACCGACGACCGCGAAGAGCGCGAUCAGGACGAGCAGACGUACAUGAACUACCAAAUCGAAGCUCACGAAGCUGAGUUCUGGUUUCACCAACAUGUGGCCGUCUAUGUCUUAAACCUGCCAACUGCAGCUGACCGGUGGUCACGAAUCUCCAGGAGGCUGGAGGAGCUUCACAUUCGUGCAGACCGCGUUCCGGGGAUCGACCUCUCCGAGCCAGGAGCCAUCCAGCAGGCGCAGGAGGAGGGCCUCGUGCCCCGCCUGUGGAACUUCUCCGCUGCCAAGCAGAACAUGGUAAGGCUUCUGAAGGACAGCAGCGAGACGACAGCGAGGAGGUAUCUGGACAACUAUGGGCGGGGGACAAUUGGGUGCGCAGCUGCUCAUCUGCGGGCCAUGUGGCAGGCAACGAGCAACGCCCACCGCCUGGAGAAGCCCGUGGUCCUCAUCCUCGAAGAUGAUGUUACCUUGGAGGACGACUUCAUGCUGAAGCUGCGCCGCUUACUGCGUCACGAGGCCCCAUGCGACUGGGAGGUGAUCUCACUGCGGUCGCAAUGCCCCUAUGGUGUCUGCGUUUCCCCGCACCUCACCCGGGUGCAGCCAGACGCCAACGAGCCGGAGGAGAUGUGCAGGCACGGAGUGAAUUACGGCUUCUAUGCCAUGCUCUACCGUGUUGACUCGCUGAUCUCCAUCGCGAACAAGCUGCACCAGCGCAUUUGGGAUGAAACCAGGCCUGGAUGCCUGGCCAACGAUGUGGCUUUGGCAUCGCUUGCGGAGGAGGUGGUCUACUAUGCCGUACCCUCGUCGCAGGUGCCUGGCUUCGUGGGCCACGGAGAUGGCUUCGGCUCUGUCCGGGGCGAGCUCAACCGGAAAGGUGAGUCACCCUGGCUGGAUUUGGUCCUGCAGAACAAGCACGACCAAUCUGACACUGAGAAGUCGCGGAGAGAAAUGCUGUUGAGCGGGUGGAUCUGUGCGGUGAUGAGGAUAUCACAGAUAUAA
Symbiodinium sp. CCMP2456 is the source of this 1440-nucleotide messenger RNA. Lineage: Eukaryota; Dinophyceae; Suessiales; Symbiodiniaceae. The record is from the annotation of a GenBank genome assembly.